GAUACUGAAUGACAGAAAAGCGUGGAAAAAGUAGGACUAUUCCGCCCCCUAACUGAUCAAUAAAAAAAAAUAACAUUUUCUAAUUUGACAUAAGUAAUUUAUGAUGACAGCUGUCGGUUUUCUUUAGGACCCCUCGUAUAUUUUCCGCUUGUUUUUGUGUUUAAAGUUCCGCUUACGAGCUUAAAGAAAUGAUUGUAUACUGAGAUAAUCGGAGGUUUAUCUGUGACGGGGAGAAGGUUAGCGCCGGUAACUGGACACGGUCGUCGUUACAGCCUGAGGCCAAGCAUUAAUACGUGCUAAUCCCCGAACAGAAAGCGGGAAAUAUGUCCUUUUCUUCAACCUGUAAAAACAUCAAUGUGUUACCUUCAUCGAGAGAACAGAUAAGUGACUCUGCUGGAAUGAUUGUGAGUCAAGGUGGAUGCUUUACCCAUGAACAUGGGGAGGUAUUGGGCAGUGAGCUUGGGCUGAUGGAGAUGACAGAGGUUGACUGUUCUUACCUUCAGCAUCUUCUCCAAGCCCAUGUGGAGGCACAGUCAGAGUUUCCAGAUGUCAGAUGUCACCUCUCUACAGUGAUGGUCAAAGAACAGGCCACAUCCACAGUGAUUUCUCCCUUCAGAAGCGCUCAGGCUAUUGAUCUAUCAACUUCAAAUGAAGACCACUGUAUAGUAAUGCCUGGAGAAAAGACACCAGUGUCUUAUGGAGAGGUGCCAGGUUUUGUGCUGGCCAGAAUUAGAGCUGAAGAAAGCCCAGCUGAACCUUUUACCAGUGACAAGAAGUCUGUACAGAAUCGCACCAGACCAGCUGCUAGAGUUUGCUUAGAGAAAAGAUUUAGCGCCAUGUGUGCUGAAACCACAAGACAACAAGAUAUACAGUCUGCAGUUCUCAGCAAUUUUUUGACAAUACUUCAGCAGUCUGCAGAGGUUCAAGAGACAGUCACGCAUCCUCCAAAGCAGAAGUGGGUGAAAAUGGACAGAGCAAAUUCUUUUGGGGUGUCUAGUUCAUAUAUAGAGGGUGUUUAUGGCCCAGUCACCAACACGUGUGGACAGGUUAUGAUCCCCAAGAGCGUUUUAAAUUUUCACCCAGCAGAAGAGCUGCCUUUGGUUAAUCUAGAAAAGGAUGCAGUGAUACCUGCUGCGGUGAUACCCAAAGCUGCUAAAGCCGCCCCAGACUCUGCUGGAGAGCCACAGAGCAGCAGGAGGAAAAUUGCUAGAUCUAGUAUGUUGCUUAGCCAGCGCCGGGAGAGACACAACAGUAAGGAGAGGGAGCGCAGGAAGAGGAUUCGUUUGUGCUGUGAUGAACUGAACACGUUGGUGCCGUUCUGUGACUCGGAGACGGACAAAGUCACCACCCUGCAGUGGACCACAGCUUUCCUGAGAUACAUUACUAAAACGUAUGGAGACACUUUUAAAGAGGAGUUCCAGAAAGUCUUCGCUCAUGAGAGAGAACGCUUUGAAUGUUUUCUACUGAGUGCCUGCCAACAUCUGUUCUGUAUUUGGAUAUUUAAGCAGUUUGGUAUCAAAGUAAGUGUUACUUCCUAGUUAGUUAAUGGACUUUUUUGAUUUCAGUGUUUACAGCAGAGUAUUCUGAAAAGCAGACUGUUCAUUUGAUAUGUAGAGAAGAGUAAUGUUUUACUGAAAAGUGGCUUUAUUUGUUCUUUCUUACAACAUGUCGCUGUAGCAUCUUACUGUACAUACAACAGUCACCCACAAAUAAUAAAUAGUAUUUAAAGUCAUGUAUAUUUAAUAGUUACAGCACCGGUAGUACAUAGUGGAUGUGGUCAUUGCAGAUUGGAAAAAAAAAAACUUUGUUCCUAAUAUUCUUAAACUGUAUUUUACAAUGUGUGAUUUAUGCUUUCAUGAGUUUAUUUUGCUUUUGAUUCUGAAGUCUGAAGAAUCAAAUUCACAUGUCAUAAAAAAAACAAUAACAGAAAACAAGCUGUAAAAAAAAGACUAUCAAACCUUUUUUUUCUUGCAUUAAUCUACACAAUGUCUGGGAACCUGGAUUUUUGUUUUUUAUUCCUUUUACAGUACAUACACAGCUCCUCCACAGAGGCUUUUAUGCUUCUUGCACUUAUUUCCAUGUUGAGGUAACAUCUGUGAUUUACAUAAUGGGCCAUGAUAAAUGCACAUUCACAUCAGAGACAGUCACCAUUUUUUAGUGUUAUCUGCAGAAGGAUGUUAAUCAAAGUGUUUGGGGCGUUGAAGCAACAUGUACAAAGUUUUUAUACACAAAGGACUCAUCAUUCACUUUCCAGGUGUUUGUAAGUCAAGUCUUGUCAUGUGAUAGUACUUGGAUCAGUGCAGUUGUUCUCUUGCACUUCUCCUUACCUCUCUCCAUUUCAUAUCAUAAAGUUGUUUGUUUGUUUUUUUGUCUCUCAGUUGCGCUGAUGUUCAUGUCACUUGCUGGAUGUUCCUCUAUUUUGUCAGAAAUAUCACACCGUCUGAUGUUACUCUUCCCAACUUGUGAUGCGUGUAUUUAAAUAAAGAGGACUUUUUUUUGUG
Molecule: messenger RNA, 2501 nt
Organism: Pundamilia nyererei
Lineage: Eukaryota; Metazoa; Chordata; Actinopteri; Cichliformes; Cichlidae
Exons: 8
Coding region: 324-1538 (404 amino acids)
Biological process (GO): regulation of DNA-templated transcription; spermatogenesis
Cellular component (GO): nucleus
Molecular function (GO): DNA-binding transcription factor activity, RNA polymerase II-specific; RNA polymerase II cis-regulatory region sequence-specific DNA binding; protein dimerization activity
Source: RefSeq, a predicted model, not a curated record